Molecule: messenger RNA, 2272 nt
Organism: Lethenteron reissneri (Far Eastern brook lamprey)
Lineage: Eukaryota; Metazoa; Chordata; Hyperoartia; Petromyzontiformes; Petromyzontidae
Product: putative Dol-P-Glc:Glc(2)Man(9)GlcNAc(2)-PP-Dol alpha-1,2-glucosyltransferase
Biological process (GO): protein N-linked glycosylation; dolichol-linked oligosaccharide biosynthetic process
Cellular component (GO): endoplasmic reticulum
Molecular function (GO): dolichyl pyrophosphate Glc2Man9GlcNAc2 alpha-1,2-glucosyltransferase activity
Source: RefSeq, a predicted model, not a curated record
ACGGGUCAGAGGUCGCCCGUCAUGGCCGCGCUCUGCGUCGCCACGGCCGCCGCCGCCUACCUCGGCAUCUCGGCCGCGAUCUUCAGCGCCAUGAGCGGCUCCCAGCCCGAGCCCUACAUGGACGAGAUCUUCCACGUCCCGCAAGCGCAGAAGUACUGCAACGGCUCCUUCCUCGAGUGGGACCCGAAGAUCACGACGCCACCGGGAUUGUAUGCAUUCUCCCUGGGCCUCCUCUCCCCACUUGGCUGGAUGCUGGGGCUGCCUCCCUCAGAGCGCUGCUCUCCUACGCUCCUCCGUCUAACGAGCCUCCUCUUCAGCCUCGGAAACUUCUACACACUCUACCUGCUCACAUGCCGCCUUCACAGUGACACGAAGCUGUCAACGCCACAUCAGCUGCUGCAGGCGUUGUCACUAGCGCUGCUGCCCGUGCUCUACUUUUUCUCAUUCCUCUACUACACGGACGCCGGCUCCACCUUCCUGGCGCUGCUCGCGUACCUCAUGUGUGCGCACGGUCGCCAUGGCGCCGCCGCGCUCGUGUCGCUGCUCGCCCUCUGCUUCCGCCAGACCAACGUGGUGUGGGUCGCCUUCUACGCUGGCACCGUCGUCUGCCAGGAACUGGACAAGGCCUGGGAGGAGCAGCACAGCAAGAAGGACGCGAGCCCGAGCGACCGGCGGUCCCCAUCCCUGUGGCAGAGCUGGCUGCAGUUGCUGCGCUUCGGGCUGCAGUGGUUGCGUUCCCCGGAGUCAAUGUGGCGCGCGCUGGCACCAGCCUGGCCAUACGCGCUGCCGCUCGGCGCCUUCCUGGCUUUCGUGGUUGCCAAUGACGGCAUUGUUCUGGGCGACCGCGCCAGCCACCAGGCCUGCCUACACUUCCCGCAGCUCUUCUACUUCCUCGUUUUUACACUGGCGUUCAGUUCACACCUGCUCCUCUCGCCUACUCGCCUUCGCGACUCCGCGCUCGCCCUCCGCCGGCAUCCAGUGGCAGCGCUCGCCCUGACGGCGCUCGGCUGCCUGCUGGUGUGGCGCUUCACCUACGUGCACCCCUACCUCCUCGCCGACAACCGCCACUACACCUUCUACUUGUGGCGGCGCGCGCUGGGGCGGCAAGCGCUGGCGCGAUUCCUGCCGGUGCCUGCCUACCUAUUCGCCGGCUGGGUGCUGAGUGAGGCUCUGCGCGCCAAGUCCCCGUUCUGGCGCGCGGGGUUCGCGGUGUGCGUGAUGGCAGCAACGGUGCCGCAGCGGCUGCUGGAGUUGCGCUACUUCAUCCUGCCCUACCUGGUGCUGCGGCUCAACGCGCCCGUGCCCCCUGUGCCCCAUCUGCUCGUGGAGGCCGCCCUGCACCUGGCCGUGAACCUAGCGACCGUCCAUCUGUUCCUGCACCGAACAUUCCAGUGGCCCGACAGCGCCGACCUGCAGAGAUUCAUGUGGUGACGCGUGGCGCUGGGGACCGUGGGGGGGUGGGAGGUGAUGAGUGACGAUCGUGGCAUUCCUAGCAAUUCUACAGUCGGGAAAAUUUGCAGGGCAAAUGUUGCCUGUAAUCAUGAUCGUUCAUUCCUCAAUCAGUUCAUGUUCUGUAUUUACAAAGAUGUUGGUAGCUCCCGAAUCUGAGCAAAAAACCCAACACAUUAAUCAAUAACAAAUAGGUGACGUUUUGGCCUAUAGCUCUUCUUCAUAGCACAAAUCUAAACAAUGUGAUCACUAAAAUAACACCACUACCCAAGAUUACGUGGCUCUGUAGGCCAAUCAGUGUUAAUCAAACUCUGCUUUCAUUGGCUUAGACAGAACUCGAUGGUAACCAUGUACCAUUUACGAACCAAGUUGCCACAGCUGCUCGUCGUUAUGUUGCCGGUGGCGACUACUGUAAAAUACCCCUGGUGCAUUGUGGUCUUAGCAGCGACGCACGAACCCAGAGUGGGGAGACGUGACGGGAAUGUCUGCACAAUCGGCACCCAAUUGUUUUGUACUUGAUGCGCUUGUACAUUUUGUGAAUGUAAUGGCAGCUCUUAUUUUGACAGCUGUGGGAAGGAAGUGUUUCGCACUGCUGCUUUAAUUAAUAAAUAUUUGUUCCCCGUACCACGCGUCGCUCGCAUUGUUGAAUAUUGUCGCAGUUCUGCCAAGCGCUCGGCUACAGAAUGACUUUGGCUGUCGUGUUACAGGACAGGUGAUGGAUGAGAGGUGCAGUUGCGGGUGGGCGUUCAGUGUCCUGGUUCCGUCUUCCUCACCCAGUUGGUCUGGGCUUGUUCACAAGAAGGAGUUGUGUUCUCUGUGAAGC